AUGUACGUCACCACCAUCACCAACAAUAACAAAACCUACCCCAUCAUCUACCCCUACACCAACAACUACCACGAUGCCUACUACAACAACAGGACCUACCCCAUCAUCUACACUUGCACCUACAACUACCAUGAAGCCUACUACAACAACAGGACCUACCCCAUCAUCUACCCCUACACCAACAACUACCACGAAGCCUACUACAACAACAGCAUCAACCACAUCAUCCACCCCUACACCGGCAACUACCACGAAGCCUACUACAACAACAGGACCUACCCCAUCAUCCGCCCCUACACCGACAACUUCCAUGAAGCCUACUACAACAAUAGGAUCUACCGCAUCAUCUACCCCUACACCGACAACUACUACAAAGCUUACUACAACAACAGGAUCUACCACAUCAUCUACUCCUGCACCGACAACUACCACGAAGCCUACUACAACAACAGAAUCCAGCACAUCAUCUACCCCUACACCGGCAACUACCACAAAGCCUACUACAACAACAGAAUCCAGCACAUCAUCUACCCCUACACCGGCAACUACCACAAAGCCUACUACAACAACAGAAUCCAGCACAUCAUCUACCCCUACACCGGCAACUACCACAAAGCCUACUACAACAACAGAAUCCAGCACAUCAUCUACCCCUACACCGGCAACUACCACAAAGCCUACUACAACAACAGAAUCCAGCACAUCAUCUACCCCUACACCGGCAACUACCACAAAGCCUACUACAACAACAGAAUCCAGCACAUCAUCUACCCCUACACCGGCAACUACCACAAAGCCUACUACAACAACAGAAUCCAGCACAUCAUCUACCCCUACACCGGCAACUACCACAAAGCCUACUACAACAACAGAAUCCAGCACAUCAUCUACCCCUACACCGGCAACUACCACAAAGCCUACUACAACAACAGAAUCCAGCACAUCAUCUACCCCUACACCGGCAACUACCACAAAGCCUACUACAACAACAGAAUCCAGCACAUCAUCUACCCCUACACCGGCAACUACCACAAAGCCUACUACAACAACAGAAUCCAGCACAUCAUCUACCCCUACACCGGCAACUACCACAAAGCCUACUACAACAACAGAAUCCAGCACAUCAUCUACCCCUACACCGGCAACUACCACAAAGCCUACUACAACAACAGAAUCAACCACAUCACCUACUUCUAUACCAACAACUACCAUGAAACCUACUACUACAACAACAGCAACAACACCAAAAUCUACCACAUCAUCUACCCCUACACCAACAACUACCACAAAGCCUUCUACAACAAAAUCAACAACAUCACCUACCCCUAUACCAACAACUACCACAAAGCCUACUACAACAACAGAAUCCAGCACAUCAUCUACCCCUACACCGGCAACUACCACAAAGCCUACAACAACAGCAUCAACCACAUCAUCCCCCCCAUCACCGGCAACUACCACAAAGCCUACUACAACAACAGGACCUACCACGUCAUCCACCCCCACACCGACAACUACCACAAAGCCUACUAUGAAGCCUACUACAACAACAGGACCUACCCCAUCAUCUACCCCUGCACCGACAAUUACCACAAAGCCUACUACAACAACAGGACCUACCCCAUCAUCUACUCCUGCACCGACAACUACCACGAAGCCUACUACAACAACAGAAUCAACCACAUCCCCUUCCCCUACACCAACUACCACAAAGCCUACUACAACAACAGAAUCAACCACAUCCCCUACCCCUACACCAACAACCAUGAACACAUUAUCUACCCCUACACCAACAACUACCACAAAGCCUACUACAACAAAAUCAACAACAUCACCUACCCCUAUACCAACAACUGCCACAAAGCCUACUACAACAACAGAAUCCACCACAUCAUCUACCCCUACACCGGCAACUACCACAAAGCCUACUACAACCACAGGACCUAUCACAUCAUCCACCCCCACACCGACAACUACCACAAAACCUACUAUGAAGCCUACUACAACAACAGGAUCAACCACAUCAUCCACCCAUACACCGGCAACUACCACGAAGCCUACUACAACAACAGGAUCUACCACAUCAUCUACCCCUACACCGACAACUACUACAAACACAUCAUCUACCCCUACACCAACAACUACCACAAAGCCUACUACAACAACAGAAUCCACCACAUCAUCUACCCCUACUCCAAAAACUACCACAAAGCCUACAACAACAGCAUCAACCACAUCACCCAUCCCUUCACCGGCAACUACCACAAAGCUUAUUACAACAACAGGACCUACCACAUCAUCCACCCCCACACCAACAACUACCACGAAGCCUACUACGAAGCCUACUACAACAACAGCAUCAACCACAUCAUCCCCCCCUACACCGACAACUACCACGAAGCCUACUACGAAGCCUACUACAACAGCAGGACCUACCCCAUCAUCCGCCCCUACGGCAACUACCAUAAAGCCUACCACAACAACAGGACCUACCCCAUCAUCCGCCCCUACGGCAACUACCAUAAAGCCUACCACAACAACAGGACCUACCCCAUCAUCCGCCCCUACGGCAACUACCAUAAAGCCUACCACAACAACAGGACCUACCCCAUCAUCCGCCCCUACGGCAACUACCAUAAAGCCUACCACAACAACAGGACCUACCCCAUCAUCCGCCCCUACGGCAACUACCAUAAAGCCUACCACAACAACAGGACCUACCCCAUCAUCCGCCCCUACGGCAACUACCAUAAAGACCUACCCCAUCAUCCGCCCCUACGGCAACUACCAUAA
Messenger RNA from Sinocyclocheilus grahami, 2793 nucleotides. Its product is annotated as probable serine/threonine-protein kinase clkA. The record is from RefSeq and is a predicted model, not a curated record. The transcript is spliced from 4 exons. Bases 1 to 2793 code for a protein of 930 amino acids. NCBI's taxonomy places the organism in Eukaryota, Metazoa, Chordata, Actinopteri, Cypriniformes, Cyprinidae.